Molecule: messenger RNA, 3291 nt
Organism: Cryphonectria parasitica EP155
Lineage: Eukaryota; Fungi; Ascomycota; Sordariomycetes; Diaporthales; Cryphonectriaceae
Exons: 7
Coding region: 1-3291 (1096 amino acids)
Biological process (GO): intra-Golgi vesicle-mediated transport
Cellular component (GO): endosome; cytoplasm; trans-Golgi network
Molecular function (GO): protein binding; GTPase activator activity
Source: RefSeq, a predicted model, not a curated record
AUGGGGAAUGUCUCGAGCAGGCCUGAAGAGGGCGCUGCCCUCUAUCUCAGGGACCAGACUCGCCUGUCCAUCGCAUCGCUCGUCAUAAGCAACAGUCGCAAGCGCACAUCUAUUCAGAUCACUCCCAACGCGUUCCCCGCCACAAGAGUCUCUGCGUCGCGGCCAGCCGGAGACAGCACUCCGAUCGAGUUCGUCCAGGACCCCGACUCCACACCAGGCGCGCCCACCUUCAUACUCAAACUGAGCAGCGAGGACGAGCUCAUGUUCACAUUCACAUUUAACGUUCGCCAGACCUCUCUGAGCGCAGGAGCGGACAGCACACCCGUGGACACGCAGAUUAAUGGUCUCACACAUGUCUACGCUGCUACGCCUCGAGAAGUCGAGACGCUUGUGACGAGAGAGUUCCACGCCGACCCGAACCUACACAAGAACUCCAACGUCGAGCUGAUUGGAGACUUUACGACUGGAGGCAAUGCCAGCGUCACUUUCGACUGGUCUUGGAAGUGGAAGCCACCAAAGACUGCGGAGGACCCUGGUGGUGGUUGGAGGAAUACCUGUAGCUUUGUACAAUACGACCAGCGCGCACACGAGCUACAGACACUGGCUAGCUUCUCAUUCUGGGUUCAGAAUGUAUCGCCCUAUGCCGCCCAACCAAGCUCACCCCCUCCCUUCCUACUGACCGUUCCGCCGAGGACACGAGGGCCCUCGUCGCAUUCUGUCGAGUCAAGAAUCAGCAACAUCGACAUGGACGAGCCUGUGUCACCCCCCGCUGCGUCGACCGAGGUCAAGAACCCACUGUCACCAACCAACACCAACAGCCUCACAUCUGUCGUGCCUCUGGCGAAUCCAGAGCCUGUCAAAGUUGACGUUUCCUGCUCGCGACCCAGCGAUGAUGUCUCACAAACAGAUGAUGGCCCCGUGUUUCGGGCGACGAUGAAGGCUCUAGAGCAAAAGACUGGCAACAUGCGGAUGCAGAUGAAAAGGAUGAUCAAGAAGGCGGAGGCUGCUCACAAUGCGCAACUGGAAGCGAACGACUCCUUUGUGAGCUUCGUGGAAGCGCUGAAGGAAGCUUCUUCCACAAACGCAAAUGCUGUACAGCCAGCCAUUGAACACUACUUUGACAAGAUUGCGCGCGAGAUUUUGUCCUACGAGAGAAUGAACGCUCUCAACCUGCAGAGGAUCGUGAUAGAGCCACUCAACAAGGUGUAUACCAUGGAUAUCAAACAGGCCGAGGCGAAGAAGCGCGACUUCGAAGAAGAAAGCAAGGACUUUUAUGCGUACGUCGGCCGGUAUCUCGGCCAGCGACAGGAUUCUAUCAAGGCCAAGCACAGCGAUACCAAGUAUCAAACCAAGCGUCGAAACUUCGAGCUGAAGCGUUUCGAUUACUCGUCUUUCAUGCAGGACCUGUCCGGAGGUCGAAAGGAGCAAGAAGUGCUCUCUCACCUCACCAGAUAUGCGGAUGCCCAGGCGAGAACGUUCCUCGAGGCUGCUAAGCGGGUCGAGAACCUGCUUCCGCAACUACAGGCAUUGUCCAGCGAGGUUCAAGUCGCGGACAAGGAAUACCAGUUCCAACGAAGAGAGCGAGAAGAGAAGCGAAGGCUUCUCGAGAAGAGCAACGUGAAUUAUGGUGAGCCCGAACCAGUACCAUCCACCAGCACGGGCAUCGCGAACGGAAAUGGCGCUGUUUCAGACAGCGAGAUGAGCCGGGCAGACAGCACCGGCUCACAACUGAGAGCGAUCGCGAUCGGCAACUCAAACUCCUCGGCCAGUAAUACUGGUGACCUCUCCAGAUCGCCAGGAAGCCUUGGUCACGCUAUGAUGGCUGCCAGCCCAUCGCAAAAGGAGUCGCAGAGGAAAGAAGGGCUUCUCUGGGCUCUGAACCGGCCUGGCGGACAUGUCGACCCUCGAAACCUGAACAAGCAGGGUUGGCACAAAUUCUGGAUUGUCUUGGACCAGGGUAAGCUCUCCGAGUACAGCAACUGGAAGCAAAAGCUUGACCUGCACAUGGAUCCCAUCGACUUGCGCAUGGCAUCCGUAAGAGAGGCAAGAAACGCAGAGCGACGUUUCUGUUUCGAGGUCAUCACUCCACAGUACAAACGUGUUUACCAGGCGACUUCCGAAGACGACAUGAACAAUUGGAUCACUGCGAUAAACAAUGCGCUCCAGAGCGCUGUCGAAGGCCGUGUGAAGGAAAAGCCGAUACAGAGCAUCUCUCCGUCGAUCGAGUCUGGUGGUUCCUUUAGAAGAGACAUCGGCUCUAUCUUGACUGGCAAAAGUCCGUCUCUCGGCCAUGCACAAGCACAUCCACCAUCCAUAUUACCGGGCCGGCGAACGACCGUCGGUGCACGACCGUCGACAGCACGCUCUCCGAGCAGUACUUACGACGAACACCCUGAUAAGCUCCUUCAAGCGCUUCGAGACAAUGAUCAAGGCAAUUGUUGGUGCGCAGACUGCGGGUCCGGUUCCAAGGUUGAAUGGGUUUCAAUCAACCUCGCCAUCAUCCUGUGUAUCGAGUGCAGUGGCAUACAUCGGUCGCUGGGUACGCACAUCAGCAAAGUCCGAUCUCUCACUCUCGAUAUCACAUCAUUCACGCCCGAUAUUGUCGAGCUUUUACUCUUGGUGGGUAACCGGGUCGCGAACAUGGUCUGGGAGUGUCGGCUCGACCCAGGCCUGAAGCCAGGACCACAAGCGACCCGCGAGCAGAGGUUAAGAUUCAUCACCAUGAAGUACGUGGAUCGGUCGUUCGUCGAGCCUAUCUCGUCUACCCUUUCUCGGUACCCCUCACCCGACGAGACGCUCCUCGCCGCUAUCAAGAAGAACGAGAUUCAGCAGAUCAUUUACUCCCUUGCCCUCCGCGCAAACCCCAAUGUUCUCGAUAAAUCUCGUGGCACCCACGCCGUCUUCCUCGCCCUCGCCGCAGCUGACCCAGCCUCCCCUGGCGGGUUGCCCCAGUCCACAACAUCACAGCCUGACGGAAAACCGGUGCCUUUCCCCAUCGCAGAGAUGCUCCUGCAAAACGGUGCAGAGCUGCCACAAGGCAUGCCUGCGUUUCCGCUCAGCCGCAGUGCACAAUUAUGGCUCGACCAGAAGCGAGGCCGGUCGAACGGGCCGUCGAUGACCGGCUCAUCAUCGGCUUCGAACUAUCUCGACACUGUGGGCUCGACACCUGGAGGCACCAGUCCGCAGCUGGCGACCAAGGAGAAGGGCGGCGACAGAGAUAGGGAGCAUCGGGUCGCGAAGCGUGCGAGCGCCGGCGGCCGCCUGGCCAAGUCGCCUAUUCCCGAGAGGUAG